Molecule: messenger RNA, 1215 nt
Organism: Abrus precatorius (Indian licorice)
Lineage: Eukaryota; Viridiplantae; Streptophyta; Magnoliopsida; Fabales; Fabaceae
Product: transcription repressor OFP1-like
Exons: 2
Coding region: 7-1215 (402 amino acids)
Biological process (GO): negative regulation of DNA-templated transcription
Molecular function (GO): DNA binding
Source: RefSeq, a predicted model, not a curated record
UAUGUAAUGUCCAUCCACCCCACAUCACAGAGACAACCAGAAACUAGAAAAUAUUCAUUAGCUUCACAAACACACACACAUACAGAACAAAGGAACACACGCACUCAUACAAACACAUUGAGUGAGUGUGUGAGAGAGAGGAUGGGGAAUUACAGGUUUAAGUUAUCAGAUAUGAUUCCAAAUGCUUGGUUUUACAAGCUGAGGGACAUGGGAAAAGUAAGAAAACAAACCACAACACCCUCAAAGAAAAAAAUGCAAUCUUCAUCACCCUCAACCUCACAAUCAUCAAAACCAAAACAACCCCACCAACAAUGCAACAACCCCAGAAAAUCCUACUACUUCACAAGAGAACUUAACCCAAAAGUCCCACCCCACAAUUCCCCUGAACCCCCAAGAAAAUCAUCAUCAAACAAACGAAGAACCAAAAGAAGAACACCAGAACACUCUUCUUCAUCACCAUUUGAUAGCUCCAACGAGUCAGAAUUCCUAGACCCAGAAUUCAGAACAGACCGUGUUCUUCCCACUGAGUCAUUUGAUGAAAUGGUUUCCUUGUCCACCACUUCUUGUGCCUCUUGCAAGCACAACAACAACAACACCACCAAAGACAUCAUCAUCAAUGUGGACAACAACUCCAUAGCAAGAAAAGAUGAUAAGCUUGAUGGCUAUUACAAUGAAUAUGACACCAUGUCAGAGCUUGAACUUCCUCCAAUCAUAACCAAACCACCCAAAUUCAACGACUUGUUGUUAACCCACAAGAGAGAACCAAAACCCAGAAGGAGAAUCUCAACAUAUGAAGAAAAAGGGUCCUUAAAGGUUAAAAUUUUGAAGGAAGACACUGUAUCAAUGAAGGAACAGAGGAAUGGUUCUAUUAGAAGGUUCUCUGUGACUUCACCAGGUGUUAAGUUAAGGGUCCACUCACCCAGAAUUGCAGGCAUUAAAGUGCAGUCUCAUGGCCGGAAAAGCGUCUCGUCGACGGUAAGUUCCGGCUCCCGGAGAAGCCUCUCCGAUAGCUUUGCAAUUGUGAAGUCUUCAUUCAACCCACAAAAGGAUUUUAGAGAGUCAAUGGUGGAGAUGAUUGUGGAGAACAACAUAAGGGCCUCUAAGGAUUUGGAAGAUCUACUUGCUUGCUACCUUUCUCUCAAUUCAGAUGAGUAUCAUGAUCUCAUCAUCAAAGUGUUCAAGCAAAUUUGGUUUGAUUUGACUCAACCAAGGUAG